Molecule: messenger RNA, 3467 nt
Organism: Eublepharis macularius
Lineage: Eukaryota; Metazoa; Chordata; Lepidosauria; Squamata; Eublepharidae
Gene: PIP5K1C
Product: phosphatidylinositol-4-phosphate 5-kinase type 1 gamma
Exons: 18
Coding region: 40-2022 (660 amino acids)
Biological process (GO): phosphatidylinositol metabolic process
Molecular function (GO): phosphatidylinositol kinase activity
Source: RefSeq, a predicted model, not a curated record
GGCCGGCCGGGGCUGAGGCCGCCUUUCCUUCCUCCCGCCAUGGAGCUGGAGGCGCCGGACGACGCGGGGAGCGCCGGCGGGUCCGAGGCCGAGGCCGGGGCAGGAGCCGUCACACCCGAGGCAGGAUGGGGGGACUCGGCUGCAGGCCUGGGACCUAAGAAGAUGGUGCUAACAGAGACGCCAUCCCUGACAGGGCAGCCAGGGGUUGGUCAAGGGAAGAAGAUAGGCCAUCGGGGAGUGGAUGCCUCUGGGGAAACGACCUACAAGAAGACCACUUCAUCCACGCUCAAAGGGGCCAUCCAGCUCGGCAUUGGCUACACUGUGGGAAACUUGAGUUCCAAGCCUGAAAGAGAUGUCCUGAUGCAGGAUUUUUACGUUGUGGAAAGCAUUUUCUUUCCCAGCGAAGGCAGUAACCUCACUCCAGCCCAUCAUUACCCUGAUUUCCGGUUCAAAACCUAUGCACCUGUGGCUUUUCGAUAUUUCCGAGAGCUUUUUGGCAUUCGCCCAGACGAUUAUUUGUAUUCCCUGUGCAAUGAACCCCUGAUUGAGCUGUCCAACCCUGGGGCCAGUGGUUCCCUCUUCUAUGUCACAAGUGACGACGAGUUCAUCAUCAAAACAGUGAUGCAUAAAGAGGCAGAGUUCCUCCAGAAACUUCUCCCAGGAUACUACAUGAACUUGAACCAGAAUCCACGGACGCUGCUGCCAAAGUUCUACGGCCUCUAUUGCGUUCAGUCCGGAGGCAAGAAUAUCCGGGUUGUGGUAAUGAACAAUAUCCUGCCCCGGGUGGUGAAGAUGCAUCUGAAAUAUGACCUGAAGGGCUCCACAUAUAAGCGCCGUGCAUCCAAAAAGGAGAAGGAGAAGUCAAGCCCUACCUACAAGGAUCUGGAUUUCAUGCAAGACAUGCCAGAAGGCAUCAUGCUAGAUACAGAUACCUUCAGUGCUCUGGUGAAAACCCUGCAGAGAGACUGCUUGGUGCUAGAAAGCUUCAAAAUCAUGGACUACAGCCUCCUGCUGGGAGUACAUAAUAUUGACCAGCAGGAACGGGAGCGGCAAACUGACGGAGCCCAGAGCGUGUCUGAUGAGAAGCGGCCGGUGGGCCAGAAGGCACUGUACUCCACUGCCAUGGAGUCUAUCCAGGGUGGGGCUGCUCGGGGAGAAUCCAUCGAAACGGAUGACACGAUGGGUGGCAUCCCAGCUGUGAAUGGCAAAGGGGAGCGCUUACUGCUGCAUGUGGGCAUCAUAGACAUUCUCCAGUCCUACAGGUUCAUCAAGAAGCUGGAACAUACGUGGAAGGCUCUGGUUCACGACGGGGACACGGUAUCGGUUCACAGACCCAGUUUCUAUGCUGAGCGGUUCUUCAAGUUCAUGACCAAUACGGUGUUCAGGAAGAGUUCCUCUCUUAAAUCCUCUCCCUCCAAGAAAGGACGAGGCGCCUUGUUAGCCAUCAAGUCACCCGGUCCAAUGGCAGCGUUUUCAGCCAGCCAGAUCCCCUUGGAGAAGGAUGAAGCCCAGUAUGACCUCCGCGGAGCUAGAAGUUACCCUACUCUGGAGGAUGAAGGCCGGCCAGACCUGCUUCCCUGCACCCCUCCGUCUUUCGAAGAAGCAACUACUGCCUCCAUAGCUACAACACUUUCAUCCACAUCUCUUUCGGUCCUCGAGCGGUCUCCUUCUGAGUCUUCGGAGCAGCCCAGGUAUAGGCGACGUACACAAUCUUCAGGUCAGGAUGGAAGGUCUCGCGAAGAGGUUCGGGUCGAAGAUGAUCUCCAGCAGAUCACAGUGGAACUCAAGCCCAAGUGUGACAUUGAGAUUGUGGUCCCCAGUGCAGUUGAUGUGGAGUCAGAAGCUGAUGCUGCUACAGGGCAAGCGGCCUCACUAGCAUGUGCCCCAAUGCUAACAGCAGCUUCUAUUGAGGUGGAGACAGCCAGCCAAGCCUCUGAGCCAGCCAGCCAAGCCUCAGAUGAGGAGGACCUCCCAGUCCCAGAUAUUUAUUUUGCAGAAGCAGGUGCAGAGGAGGAAGUCUAGGGAGGCUGAGCCAGGGCUAACGUCUAUGCAAGCCCUCCACAGACGCCGCUGGACGCAUUCCUCUUGGUUUGCUGUGUAGCUGCUCUUACAGAAGUGGGGAAAGGAGCUUGUGGCAUCAGUGUUGGCUGCAGUUCCGGAUCCCGAACACUUAGAGACAGAGCAAAAUUUCAUUUAUCUUGUCUCCUUCCUUCUCCAAGAAGUGGCCCAUAGGCCAGGCAGCAGGGACAUCCAAAUUGGGAGCACCCUUGAAUUCCGGGUAGUGACGAAUAAUUUUUUUUUGUUUCUCUUCCAAAGUGCACUGCAGUAGCUACCUUAUUUGUGUGUGAUACUGUGAACCUUCUUAUUUUCCCCCUCUCCAUCAUGUGUUUGGUUACUAUUGGACGAACAUAGCAUGCUCAUGCUUUUAAGGAGGAAAAAAAAAAUCUUUUAAGUUACUGCACGUCUUUUGGGAUGGCUUGUGUUGGUAUACUCAUUCAACAAACAGGACUUCUAUUGCCACAGGACUCGGAUGGCCGGCCUUUGCUUGGAGUGUGCUGGCCAUCUGUUCAGGCAGCCUCCACCAAUGCCAGGUGCAGCCUUGGGCAAAUCGCGGAGCCACCUCAUGCCUUGGGCUGCCCACAUGAGAGAAGACAGUCAUGGCUGGACUGGCAGCAUUGCUGAGACAUGCUAGACUUUGGGGGGUGUUGGCUGGACUUUCUCUUCAAAAGAAGCGUGCCCUUUGACCCAAGUGUGUGUAGCAAAAAGCUGUGACCCUCUCUUCAGGGAAAAUGCAGAUACCCUAGCUGACUUGACAAGACAGCAGCCAGGUGGCAAGGGGGGGAAGCCGUAUCGUCCUGGGCUCAUCUUGGAUUGUAUACAUUUUGCUGGCAGAGAAUGCUGAAGGUGCUGCAGCUUCAUCACCCCUCCUAAUUCCCAAACCACAAAACCAGAGCCUAAGAAUGGCAGUUCCCACACAACACAUUUGUCCCUUUGAGACUCUCGUUGCCUGCUGUGUCCAUGUUGCUUUCUGGGGACCUCCUAGCAUGCUGCAGUUUGGCAGAGCGAUAUCACUUAGGGCCUGCAGCUGAUUUUCCUCUCCUGGAAGAAAAUGGACUCCCUUGCCUUUGGCCACAAAGUCUGCAGUCAGUGUUGUAAAGCACAAGAUGUCCUACGGCAGAAAGAACUGAAGGUCCCUCUGUGCCUUGCAGCAUGGGAAGAAGAAUCUUUGCUGGAGGCCGUGCAAGGCCAAUUUUGAGCCUCUGGCAGCUUUUAAAAAACAGUUUAAUCCAACCAUUUCUGAGCAGCCUGUUUUCUCUGUUCCAGGGGCAAGGCUAUGCAUAUAGGUCAGGAAAAGGAGGGUUUUUGUCUUGGUCACUAGAAGACGGUAGCACUUGCUUCAAAUUUGUUUCCAGUUCCGUAGGCAGUGGCCAAUUGCAAGCCAAAGUAUAGGCUGGAAUAGAACCCCA